Messenger RNA from Eucalyptus grandis, 1269 nucleotides. Its product is annotated as glutathione S-transferase U10. The transcript is spliced from 6 exons. Gene Ontology annotation, molecular function: glutathione transferase activity. Gene Ontology annotation, cellular component: cytoplasm. Bases 1 to 1146 code for a protein of 381 amino acids. Gene Ontology annotation, biological process: glutathione metabolic process. NCBI's taxonomy places the organism in Eukaryota, Viridiplantae, Streptophyta, Magnoliopsida, Myrtales, Myrtaceae. The record is from RefSeq and is a predicted model, not a curated record.
AUGGCCUCAAGCUCAUUCCAUAGAGCUGAGAGGUGGUUAAAGAAAGAGGUAAGCGAGAGGUUCCUUUACUUCAACUCCGAUAGAGCUUGGGUGAUGGUGAACAUCUUUGCUCGGUCAAGGCGUCCAUACAUCUUGCCUCCGUUGAGGAAACCAUCCUUGUCUUUGGUGACAAGGGCGUUGGAGGUCUCGAGCCCAGGCUGUGUAAUUCUCCGGUCUGGUAAGCUGCAUCCUGAUGAGUUUCAAUUCGGGUCCGUCGGCCAGCGACAUGUAGAGGGGAUCCUUAGGUUCGAGACAGCCAUUGUCGGCGACGGGAAAAAGCCUGGUGGCCCAUUGGCUUGGGACAAAAUACCAUGGAAUUAUGGGCCAUUGAAUUGGGCCAGAGAUCUGUGCUGGAGCAGGAGCAGAAGUAAUGAAAAUCUGCGUCAACAAAGAGAGACGCCGAGAGAGAGAGAGAGAGAGGCGGGCAAAGUAGUUCUUCACGGAAUGUGGGCUAGUCCGUACAGCAACAGGGUGGAGCUAGCUCUGAAAGUGAAAGGGAUCGAGUAUGAGUUCGUGGAAGAAGAUUUGACGAACAAGAGUGAAGCACUUUUGAGGUACAAUCCUGUUCACAAGAAAGUCCCUGUUCUUGUUCACGAUGGCAAGCCCAUCGCCGAGUCACUGGUCAUUAUCGAGUACAUCGAUGAGACUUGGACGGAUGGUCCUCGCCUCUUGCCCCAAGAUCCCUACGAGAGAGCGAAAGUUCGCUUCUGGGCUGGCUUUUGCCAGCAGCAGUUGUUUGAGGCCAUAAUCACUGUGGUCAAAACUGAUGGAGAAGCGCAAGAGAGAGCUGUCAAGGAAGUGCACGAGAAACUGAAGGUGUUGGAAGAGGGAAUCAAGGGCAAUUAUCCCGAAGGAUCCCUAUUUGUCAACGGUGACAGCGUGGGACUCCUAGACAUUGUUGUCCACUCAAUAUUGGGUGCUCAUAAGGUUCAUGAAGAAGUCCUUGGUGUAAAAUUUCUGGACCCGGAGAAGUAUCCAAGGGUGACCUCCUGGGUGACAGCUCUAACUGAGUUUCCGUUGGUGAAAGAGGCAGCGCCUCCUCAUGAGAAGAUGGUCGGCUUUCUUCAGUUUUUUAGGGCUAGGGCUCUUAAAUCUGCAACAGCUUAAUGCAUAUAAGGGUCUCCUUGAUAAUAAGGGUGGGAACUUUGUCAGUCAAUCUUACGUAUCAUGUUUGAUUGCACUUCUAUGUCUUCUGAAUGUAUUUGAGAAAAAAGCUAAUGCCCAAUAAAU